Molecule: messenger RNA, 2612 nt
Organism: Patiria miniata (bat star)
Lineage: Eukaryota; Metazoa; Echinodermata; Asteroidea; Valvatida; Asterinidae
Product: 39S ribosomal protein L45, mitochondrial-like
Exons: 7
Coding region: 118-1050 (310 amino acids)
Cellular component (GO): mitochondrion
Source: RefSeq, a predicted model, not a curated record
AGAGGGCGCUAUGUCAAAAUGUCUGCCAUAUAAACACAACGUGUUUAAUUUUAAGCAAAGAUCCUACAGCGCCUCUUGAGGCUACACGCAUUUAGUGCAAAUCUUCAUAGUUCCAUCAUGUCCAUGUCUUCAAGAACAUUAAAGUUCAUGUUUGCUCUUAUGCAGGUGCAGCAAGUGGCUUGUCUGUCAUCAUGUUGGCUCAUUCCAGUCAGACACCGAACCCGCAUUAAUCCACCCAAGGCAACCAAAAAAGGUCGCUUACUGCUUAAAGACCAGGAACGGCUCAAGCUGAAGGAAGAAUAUAAGCAAGAUCCGCAAAAGAUGCUGAUAGAAACGUUAAAGAAAUCUGGCAUUAAACCAUGCCCAUCCUUCACAGAACGUGCAGUCACAAUAACUUGUACAGGGGAAAUAUUUGAGCCAUAUGUCCCGCCUGAAGGAGAUGGCAAAGCUAUGUCUUUAACACCUGAGGGAGCCAAGCAGCGAUUGGAAAGAGUAAAAAAUAUAGGUGUGACUCAGCUGAAUCAACGUAAGAUUCGCCAGUUUGAACCAGAAUUUACAGCCUCCGAGUUUGCCUGGAAAGCACAAAAGAUCUUCAUCGAUGCCCAUAAUGCCUUGCAAGAUUUUGACAAGAACAUUCUUCAUCAAUUAGCGACAGAGAAGGCAUAUCCAGAAAUGACGAAAGGUUUCCGUUUCAAAACCAUCAGAUGGAAGUUUCUGGAGUCUAUCGAGAAGCCAAGAGUUGUUCAUAUCCGUACCACAGAUAUGAUAAAUAAAGGAAACUUAUAUGGCCAAGUCACAGUUAGAUUUCAUUCCAAACAGACACUAGCCAUUUACGAUCGCUUUGGACGCAUAAUGCUAGGGAGUGAAGACAUCCCCAAAGACGUUUUGGACUAUGUUGUGUUUGAGAAACAUUUGUCAGGAUUGUAUGGAUCAUGGCGCAUUCAUGGCAAGAUCAUACCCGAUUGGGCAUCUUCACUUGAGCCAGUUAUCCAAACUAUGAUAAUGCAAGGACAAGGUGGUGAAACUGACAUUGCAGUGGAGGACAGGUGAAUAGUAGGUUAAAAUAGUACGGAAAUCAGAUCUUCAUAAGCAUACAAUAGCCAAGCAAGCAGUUGAAUAUGUGUGAUCUAUGAUUAAUGAUUGAUGGAUGUCGAAGCACUGCAUAGAAAUAUCUAUCUGUGGACAAUUAAUGUGGUUUGAAACAUUUCUGAGAAUCUUUAACAAUGCCAGUACCUAAAUCAUUAAAAUACAAUAGUUCAGGCUCUUAAAAACAAUGAUAAAUAAACCUAAUCCAUGCCUUUGUUUAGUCCCAUAAUAGAUGAAAUUUAGACAAAGGCUAUCAGUUUCGGUCCAAAAAUUGGGCCAUCGGUAUCAAAUGAUCGAAAGGAGCAAAAAUGCUCAAAGCAAUUUUGGGGGAAAAAAUGGAAAAUUUGUGAUAACUUUGAAGUGUGAGCGAUGGCAGUUUUUUUUUGUAUCAUCACUUUUUCAAUUUUUUUUCUUCAAUAUAGCCGACAAUAUGCUUGUUACCAGAAUAAUUGUAUGUGGUAACAAGCAUGUGUUGGUCGCCAUUUAAAAAAAAAAUAUGUAUAUUUUCCUUGAAUACCUUGCCAAAAAUCACAAUGAGUAUUAUUCCCCUCAUUUGAUACCGACCAAACCCAAGGCUGAUUGCCUAACAUGUAAAAUGACAAAGUUACUUACAGGCACCUGUGUUGCUGUCAAUAGUGAUGGUGCAUGCAAUGACGAAUGGUGUUUCUUGGUCAUUAGGUUUUUGUUUUGGUAAUUGAGGUACUUAUAAUGGAUCACAAGUUCAUGUACAUCGCAGGUCCAGUCACAAGUAAAUCACCUGUGGCCCCUGACCUGUCGCAAUUACAGUGGGAAAAAAAUAUUCCUUUGUGACAGUCAAUUGUAUAGCUUGUUACUUGGUAAAAAUGACUUGUAAAAGACUUGUAAUGUCUUUGUCAAGUGAUCCAUGACAAGUACAUGUACCUUGCUUUAUACAGUGCUGGAUAACAGUAUAACAGUGAUGCAGUGAGGAAAGCUGCCAUUGGCAAACGUUAACGAGUGUGCACUUCUUUGCCCUGUGUAUUUCCUUUGUUUGGGAGAGAGUGUUUUUCACUUACUGUUAUUUUCAUCUGUGGUUGUUUCAAAUUCAGCGAUGUACGUCCUCCUGCAGUUGCCUGAUUUCAGGCUUUUUAUAAAAUUUUGUAUACUUUUCUUUUAUACUUCAAAUUUGGGGCAAAUAUAUCAGAGUUUACUUUCCCUCCAUAUUAUGUCAUUGAUGAAAAUCUUAACAUUUAUAUCGUUUUUCUGUCAUUGUACUCUUUCAGCUACUAGACAAAUGUGCAGGGGGCUGGCAGAUUAAGCAUUGAUUAAAUAAUGAACUUACGUCUCACUAGAUUUAUCAAAAUCUACCCUAAAUAGUUUUUUUUUAAUGUCCUGUCUGUUGUAGAUAUAUAGUAGAGGUGAUUUAGCUUAAAGAGUGUCAGAUAAACUACUGAUAGACGAAACUGAGAAUUUCAUAUAAUUUAAUAGACCGACCGUUGACUUUUUAUGGUGAAAAAAACGGCUAUGUGUGCUAUCUUGUUUCAAAUAAAUAAGAAACGAGCUGUGAA